Messenger RNA from Oncorhynchus keta (chum salmon), 2036 nucleotides. Its product is annotated as keratin-associated protein 5-4-like. The transcript has 2 exons. The record is from RefSeq and is a predicted model, not a curated record. The coding region runs from base 24 to 1181 and encodes 385 amino acids. Lineage: Eukaryota; Metazoa; Chordata; Actinopteri; Salmoniformes; Salmonidae.
UCUUACAGGGUGUGGUGUCUGUAAUGUCUCAUGUUGUUCCUCCUACAGGGUGUGGUGUCUCAUGUUCCUCCUACAGGGUGUGGUGUCUCAUGUUCCUCCUACAGGGUGUGGUGUCUCAUGUUCCUCCUACAGGGUGUGGUGUGUCAUGUUGUUCCUCCUACAGGGUGUGGUGUGUCAUGUUGUUCCUCCUACAGGGUGUGGUGUGUCAUGUUGUUCCUCCUACAGGGUGUAAUGUCUCAUGUUGUUCCUCCUACAGGGUGUGGUGUCUAAUGUCUCAUGUUGUUCCUCAUAUAGGGUGUGGUGUGUCAUGUUGUUCCUCCUACAGGGUGUGGUGUCAUGUUGUUCCUCAUACAGGGUGUGGUGUCUCAUGUUGUUCCUCCUACAGUGUGUGGUGUCUCAUGUUGUUCCUCCUACAGGGUGUGGUGUCUCAUGUUGUUCCUCCUACAGGGUGUGGUGUCUCAUGUUGUUCCUCCUACAGGGUGUGGUGUCUCAUGUUGUUCCUCCUACAGGGUGUGGUGUCUCAUGUUGUUCCUCCUACAGGGUGUGGUGUCUCAUGUUGUUCCUCCUACAGGGUGUGGUGUCUCAUGUUGUUCCUCCUACAGGGUGUGGUGUCUCAUGUUGUUCCUCCUACAGGGUGUGGUGUCUCAUGUUGUUCCUCCUACAGGGUGUGGUGUCUCAUGUUGUUCCUCCUACAGGGUGUGGUGUCUCAUGUUGUUCCUCCUACAGGGUGUGGUGUCUCAUGUUGUUCCUCCUACAGGGUGUGGUGUCUAAUGUCUCAUGUUGUUCCUCCUACAGGGUGUGGUGUCUCAUGUUGUUCCUCCUACAGGGUGUGGUGUCUCAUGUUGUUCCUCCUACAGGGUGUAAUGUCUCAUGUUGUUCCUCCUACAGGGUGUGGUGUCUCAUGUUGUUCCUCCUACAGGGUGUGGUGUGUCAUGUUGUUCCUCCUACAGGGUGUGGUGUGUCAUGUUGUUCCUCCUACAGUGUGUGGUGUCUCAUGUUGUUCCUCCUACAGGGUGUGGUGUGUCAUGUUGUUCCUCCUACAGGGUGUAAUGUCUCAUGUUGUUCCUCCUACAGGGUGUAAUGUCUCAUGUUGUUCCUCCUACAGGGUGUGGUGUCUCAUGUUGUUCCUCCUACAGGGUGUGGUGUCUCAUGUUGUUCCUCCUACAGGGUGUGGUGUCUAAUGUCUCAUGUUGUUCCUCCUACAGGGUGUGGUGUCUAAUGUCUCAUGUUGUUCCUCCUACAGGGUGUGGUGUCUCAUGUUGUUCCUCCUACAGGGUGUGGUGUCUCAUGUUGUUCCUCCUACAGGGUGUGGUGUGUAAUGUCUCAUGUUGUUCCUCCUACAGGGUGUAAUGUCUCAUGUUGUUCCUCCUACAGGGUGUGGUGUCUCAUGUUGUUCCUCCUACAGGGUGUGGUGUCUAAUGUCUCAUGUUGUUCCUCCUACAGGGUGCGGUGUGUCAUGUUGUUCCUCCUACAGGGUGUGGUGUCUAAUGUCUCAUGUUGUUCCUCCUACAGGGUGUGGUGUGUCAUGUUGUUCCUCCUACAGGGUGUGGUGUGUCAUGUUGUUCCUCCUACAGGGUGUGGUGUCUCAUGUUGUUCCUCCUACAGGGUUUGGUGUCUCAUGUUGUUCCUCCUACAGGGUUUGGUGUCUCAUGUUGUUCCUCCUACAGGGUGUGGUGUCUCAUGUUGUUCCUCCUACAGGGUGUGGUGUCUCAUGUUGUUCCUCCUACAGGGUGUGGUGUCUCAUGUUGUUCCUCCUACAGGGUGUGGUGUCUAAUGUCUCAUGUUGUUCCUCCUACAGGGUGUGGUGUCUAAUGUCUCAUGUUGUUCCUCCUACAGGGUGUGGUGUCUAAUGUCUCAUGUUGUUCCUCCUACAGGGUGUGGUGUGUCAUGUUGUUCCUCCUACAGGGUGUGGUGUCUCAUGUUGUUCCUCCUACAGGGUGUGGUGUGUCAUGUUGUUCCUCCUACAGGGUGUGGUGUCUAAUGUCUCAUGUUGUUCCUCCUACAGGGUGUGGUGUCUAAUGUCUCAUGUUGUUCCU